This is a messenger RNA of Aspergillus clavatus NRRL 1, 1608 nucleotides long. RefSeq names its product fungal specific transcription factor domain-containing protein. Bases 1 to 1608 code for a protein of 535 amino acids. The record is from RefSeq and is a predicted model, not a curated record. Gene Ontology annotation, molecular function: zinc ion binding; DNA binding. Gene Ontology annotation, biological process: DNA-templated transcription. The transcript is spliced from 2 exons. Gene Ontology annotation, cellular component: nucleus. NCBI's taxonomy places the organism in Eukaryota, Fungi, Ascomycota, Eurotiomycetes, Eurotiales, Aspergillaceae.
AUGCGUCUGCACUCGCAUGGCAAUAACUAUGUUGGGAGCGUCCACUGGGCUCCCGUCCUCGAUAGCAUCUCAGAGCUUAGGGACCAUUACGAAGAGGAAGAGGAGGCUAGGAUGCUAGCCACCAAUGACCACAUGCGGCAUCAUGUCGGUGGUCCCCGUCUGCUAUACGAACCCGUCCUAGCCACGAAAGCCGAUCUUGUCGCUUCAAUCCCGGCCCGGCCAGUGGUAGACCGUAUGGUGGCACGAUACUUCAAUGCUCGGGGUGUUGUACCCGAAAUAGUCCAUAGUGGUCGCUUUCUCCAAGAGUACGAGAGGUUCUGGCUGGAACCGGCUGCGGCGUCGUAUAUCUGGAUUGGUCUCUUAUGUAGCGUCAUGUGCCUCUCCACACAAUACCAACAGUGGAUCGGGGAUUCGGCAGAUCCGGAGACUCCAGUGCGCGUGCAGCUGUUUCAAGAACAGACCGUCCACUGUCUUGUCCUAGGCCAGUACACUAGAGGCGUUGACUACGUCCUAGAAACAAUAAUCAAUUAUCUCGUCAGUGAGACAUUCCUGUCUCAAGACGAUGAUAUUGGAAUAUGGCUUGUGCAUGGUAUGCUUGUGCAGCUCGCCUUGAGUCGAGGCUACCACCGGGACCCACGGAAUUUCUCCAAGACCUCCAUUUUCGCCGGCGAGAUGAGGCGGCGCGUAUGGGCCGUCAUCGUGCAGAUUGAUUUGCGUCUCUCGGGCCAGAUGGCGCUUCCACGCCUUCUCAAGUUGCAACAGUAUGACACAGCCGAGCCUCGCAACCUCCUAGACACGGACUUCAAUGAGGACACGGUCGAGCUACCACCUUCGCGUCCCGAGACCGAGAUCACGCCCGUGCUCUACAGUCUAGCCAAGAACAGAAUAGACAAGAUGAAUGGUCCGGUCAAUGACACCCAGGAGCACCCGUACACUGAGAUUAUGGAGCUACAUCACAAGUUAGAAAAGCUUGGAGAUUCACUGCCGCCCGUUUUUAAGUGGCAGCCUCUCAGCCAGUCGUUUAUGGUACAGCCGCAGAUUGUGAUGCACCGCGUGCUGCUCCAGCUGUCAAUACAGCGGACGGUUAUCUGGCUACAUAGAAAAUAUCUUGCGCCUUCCUACACGCAGGCGCACUAUGCAUCCUCACGGAGCGCCUGCAUCCAAGCUGCCAUCAAGAUUCUUGAGCUCCAACAGAUAGUGGAGGAGGAGACACAACGAGAUGGACUUCUGUACCCGGUACGGUGGAUGUUUAUGUCUUCGCGAUUGCGGGCCGUCUUCCUACUAGGUAUAAGCAUCCUCUGCUACUACGUACAGCUGGUCAAGUCCAGCCCCGACGUCUCCUUGGACCAGGACACGGGCACUCUGAUUCACACUCUGCUGUGCGACACGUAUCCCCUAUGGCUGCGCUUGAGCACCGUGCCUCGGGAUGUCCAGCGGGUAGUCGAGCACCUAAGAGCUUUGCUGGGGCUAACGGGGGGUCAAGAAGGCGUCGCACGGCUGGCCAGCUUUCCCACUGUCGUCUCUUCUCUAUUUAUGACGCCUCAGGAUGCUGCCGAGUCGCUGGACCAGUUCAGGAACCAAAUUUACGAAGGUAACCGAAUGAAAUAG